AUGUCAUUUGUUAAGACUGUUGAUGCUUCUGAUGUGAUAAAAACUGACAAUGCAUUGUUUAAUUUGUUUGCUGAUGUUAUUGAGUGGGUUGAGCCUAGUAACAUUGUGCAUGUGGUCACUGAUAAUGCUGCGAAUUAUGUAUCUGCUGGAAAACUUAUUCAUGAAAAAUACUCAAAUAUAUUUUGGUCUCCUUGUGUUGCCCAUUGUAUCAAUUCUAUUUUGAAAGAUGUUACAAGUAUUCCUCACAUAGCUGACCUUACUUCCCGUGCUUCAAAAGUGACCGUUAUAUAUGAUCACAAGGAAGAUUUGCAGGCAUUGAUGGUGGAUAAAUAUUUCACUUCUCAUAAGUUAGUCAAAAGUGCUAAUGGAAAGAUUGUUAGUUCAAUUGUCUUGGAUAGUAAGUUUUGGCAAGAUUGUGUUACCACUGUGAAAAUUGUUGGUCCUCUUAUUAAGUUGUUGAGGCUUGUUGAUGCUGAUGAAAAAUUCUCUUUGGGAAUCAUGUAUGAAGGCAUCAAAAGAGCCAAAAAUGCUAUCAAGAUAAUGUUUAGAAAUCGAAAAGCUGCUUAUACGCCAUACACAAGUAUCUUGAAAAUGAGGUGGGAUAAGCAUUUGAAGCGUGAUCUCCAUGCGACAACGUACUUUUUAAAUCCAGACAUUUUCUAUAGUGAGGGUUUUGUUGAGAAGGCAAAUAUUUUGAGAUCUUUACUUGAUUUUCUUGAUGUUGAAAUACUUUGUGAUGACUCAGUUGCCGCAAUGCAAGAGAUACAGUUGUAUCGAAAUUGUAAAGAAAUUUUUGGGAGGGAAAGUUCUAAGAGAGCGGCAUCAAGACUCGAACUUGGUGAAUGGUGGAGGCUACACGGUGGGAGUGCUCCUAAUUUACAAAAAAUGGCAGUCAUUCUUCUUCAUCAAACCUUUUCUUCAUCAGAAUGUGAGAGGAACUGGAGCCUUUUUGAACAAAUCUAUUCAAAGAGGAGGAACCGGUUAGAGCAUCAAAGGCUAAGUGACAUUGUUUCUGUCACCUAUAACCUACGCCUUCAAUCUAGGUUGCAUCGAAAGAAGAGGAAUUAUGAUCCAAUUGACAUUCAAAGCAUUGACACGGUAGAUUUUUGGGUAAUGGCAGAUGAGGAUGAUCCUGAAUUUAUUAAUGAAGAUGUUGAAGGCAUCAAAAAAGUUUAA
This is a messenger RNA of Arachis stenosperma, 1176 nucleotides long. RefSeq lists its product as uncharacterized. The record is from RefSeq and is a predicted model, not a curated record. The transcript has 3 exons. NCBI's taxonomy places the organism in Eukaryota, Viridiplantae, Streptophyta, Magnoliopsida, Fabales, Fabaceae. The coding region runs from base 1 to 1176 and encodes 391 amino acids. Gene Ontology annotation, molecular function: protein dimerization activity.